AUGGGAGGGAUUUAAUUAUUAAAUAUUAAAAUUUUAAAGAUGAGUUCAGCAUUAUUAAAAAUUUAGAGUAAUUUGAUCAAGAAUUAUGAGAUGUAUAAAGAGUUCACUAUAAAAUAAAUUAAUCAAAUUUAAGGAAUUCAUAUAUAGUUUAAGUAAAAAAUAGAAUUAUGUGAAAAAUAAGUAGUAUCUGUUAAUUUUCUGAAUUUGAUUAAAUCUAUUACUUUAAUAUAAGAUAUGCCUGAUUAAAAAUAGUAUUAGGCAUAAUUAUUAUUGAAUUUACUAGUUAUACUGGUUAAGAUGUAGUAAUAAUGA
Paramecium primaurelia is the source of this 312-nucleotide messenger RNA. Lineage: Eukaryota; Ciliophora; Oligohymenophorea; Peniculida; Parameciidae. The record is from the annotation of a GenBank genome assembly.